Leucoraja erinaceus (little skate) is the source of this 3755-nucleotide messenger RNA. It is a transcript of the gene uxs1, whose product is annotated as UDP-glucuronate decarboxylase 1. The transcript has 15 exons. The record is from RefSeq and is a predicted model, not a curated record. Gene Ontology annotation, cellular component: cytoplasm. Gene Ontology annotation, biological process: receptor clustering; D-xylose metabolic process; G protein-coupled acetylcholine receptor signaling pathway. The coding region runs from base 56 to 1330 and encodes 424 amino acids. Lineage: Eukaryota; Metazoa; Chordata; Chondrichthyes; Rajiformes; Rajidae. Gene Ontology annotation, molecular function: UDP-glucuronate decarboxylase activity; NAD+ binding; laminin binding.
GGCAAGCGGCGGAGUGGGCAUGCGCGGUGAGUGAAGCGGCGGCAAGCGGCGGACGAUGAAGUGCUUGUCGGUUCUUCUCAGCGCCAUCAACAGACGGACCAUGAAGCUGAUGAUCGUGCUCGCACUGCUCUCCUACGUCGUCUCUUUAUGGGGAAACUUUGUCACAAUGAGAUCUCUGCAAGAAGAAAGUGAACAAAAGAUUGAGAGAAAAAUAGAGGAGGCCUUGAUACCCUUGAAGGAAAAAAUUAGAGAAAUUGAAACAAGUUUUUAUGUUUCCAACAGUAUGUCACAGAAGUAUCCACCCGUAAAAUUCCUUUCUGAAAAGGAUCGUAAAAGAAUUCUAAUAACUGGAGGUGCUGGAUUUGUUGGCUCCCAUCUUGCUGAUAAACUCAUGAUGGAUGGCCAUGAAAUAACUGUUGUAGACAACUUUUUCACGGGGCGGAAAAGGAACGUCGAACAUUGGAUUGGUCAUGAAAACUUUGAAUUAAUCAACCAUGAUGUGGUAGAACCUUUAUAUAUUGAAGUGGAUCAGAUCUAUCACCUGGCUUCACCAGCAUCUCCUCCAAAUUAUAUGUAUAAUCCAAUCAAGACAUUGAAGACCAAUACAAUUGGGACAUUAAACAUGUUGGGCCUGGCAAAACGUGUUGGUGCACGCCUCCUAUUGGCUUCUACAUCUGAGGUAUAUGGAGAUCCAGAGGUUCAUCCGCAACGUGAAGAUUAUUGGGGUCAUGUAAACCCUAUUGGACCAAGAGCCUGUUAUGAUGAGGGCAAAAGAGUAGCUGAAACUAUGUGUUAUGCUUACAUGAAGCAGGAAGGAGUUGAAGUUCGGGUUGCCCGAAUCUUCAACACAUAUGGACCUCGCAUGCAUAUGAAUGAUGGCAGAGUAGUGAGUAACUUUGUUCUACAGGCUCUCCAAGGAGAAGGUCUGACUGUUUAUGGCUCAGGCUCUCAAACAAGGUCUUUCCAGUAUGUGAGUGAUCUUGUGAAUGGAUUAGUUGCUUUGAUGAACAGCAAUGUCAGUAGUCCUGUUAAUGUGGGAAAUCCAGAAGAACACACUAUUCUGGAAUUUGCCAAGUUAAUUCGGAGCCUUGUUGGGAGCAGAAGUGAAAUCCUGUCACUCCCAGAAGCACAAGAUGAUCCCCAACGAAGAAAUCCAGAUAUUAAAAAAGCCAAGCAAUUGCUCGGAUGGGAGCCUGUGGUUCCCCUGGAAGAAGGCCUAAACAAAACAAUUGACUACUUCCGUAAAGAACUAGAAUAUCAGGAAAAUAAUCAAUAUAUCCCAAAACCCAAACCUGCUAAAACAAAGAAAGGCAGACUGAGACACAAUUAAUGCACUGGUGGAAAUUGAGCCAUCGACACCCCAGGGAAGAGAAAGAAAAUUUCGCAAUUCAAGAACCUCUGAAAAAUCAUUAAAACUGAACUGGAAUUUGUAGUUUGAGCUUGCUUCUGCAGAUGGAUGUGCCUAAAAAAACUUCAGAUCUUGCCUUGCACUUUUUAAUCUAUUUUAUUUAAAGUGGCAUUGCAUUGUUGGGUAGCUUUUUUUUUAAUGUACUUGGUUUAUUAUAUUUGUCUGAACUAUUUUUAAUUGGUGUGAAGGAUUUCCUCAUGGGUUAUUUCACAUGAACAAACCUGUUAAGAGUAGGUUUAUUUAUAAAAAGGGGUAUUUUAUUUUUUACCAUAAUUGUGUGCAAUGAUUUUCAACCAAACUAACAGUCUGUUCAGGUGACAUCAGAUUGUUGCUCUGGCAUCUAAGUGUUUCCUCACGCACAAAGGUUUGUUUGUUCAUUUUUAACAGUUGUAAAAAUGUACUAAUAUUGAGGAAUAUAUUUCUUUUUGUAAAAUAUGUAUGUUAUAUAAGAGUUUAAAAAUAAAGUAGUUGUCUCAAUCACUGCUACAUUGUGUGUGUUUGGAGGGAGAAGUGUGUGACUGGAUAAAUGUAUUUUAAGUGUUGAUUUAAUAAUGUUGUGGUAGGGUAUCAUAUUUAAACUAUUUUUACAUUGUGUAGCAUUGCAUUAAAAGGUUGUAAUUUGUAUGUCUUGUUUGGUGAUAUGUUUAUAGCUCUUAAAAGUUGUUAAAAUCAAAUAUGCCCAUUUACUUUAGCUGAAAGUUUCCCAUUUUAAAUGAAAAUUAAAAGCUCUUUGGUGAUUGUUGUCAUUCUUAUUUAAUUCUUCCCAAAUAAAAUGGGAAGGAAUGGCCUGGUCUAAGAUUUACAACAAAGUAGAUGUUGAGGACACCUUUCUAUGGAGCGCUCUACUUCCUUAAUUGGUUUAUAAUGUUAACAGUAGCUUGACUGAUCUACCUGAAGAUCCGUUUUUACACUGUGCCUUUCAUAUUCCUCGGGGCAAGUCUGUUUAUUCUAGUUCUCAUUGCCAGGGAAAGUGGUCUGACGGAUUCUGAAUCAUCGGAGAAGCUGGAUUUGCUGACUCGUGCUUAUAGGCACGUAUUUUGUAAACCGUACUUUUUGGUCGCCCUUGAUGUUCAGUUAUGCAGAACGCAUUCCCUCCUUUUUAUUUCAUAUCCCAAUCACAAUGGCAAUGUUCUAAAUGGAUAAAAGGAUUAGUUAUGCCAAAUCAUGUGUUGCGGCAUCCUUGAGAUUUUUGUGGCUGAAUCGUCUUUCACUCUGUACUGUUAUAAGAACAGGUAUCCAUUCAGCCACUCCAGCCUAUUCUAUUAUUUAAUUAGUGUAACUAAUCCAUGUCUGUCAUUGUUUCGCAUCCCUUGCAAACCCUGCACCUUUUAAAAAAAAAUCUGUCUUGAAUUUCAUUUUGCCAUGGUCUUUCAAGAGUCAAACAUUUUGUGUGUGAAAAAUACCUCUUAUUUUCCCAUAUGGUUUAGCUCUAAUUUUCUGGAUUCUAGUUCCACCCCAAUCAGCAGAAGGAUUCAGUUAUACCUCCUGUACUAAUUUGCAUUGGUAUGUAAUGGACACAAAUUCAGCUAGUUCAUGGCAAAUAGUUUUGCAACUUCUUUAAACAUUCUGAACAAGCUUGUCCUUUCCUAUAUUAUAUCAAUUUAUAUUUCAUCUGCAACCUGUAUCUCCCAUCUAUACAACUAAUUGCACCUCCCAACUUAAGUUAUUUAAAUUGUGUUCCGGGAGAGGGAGGAUAUGAGACGCUCGGUGCUAGUCCUUUGAAACAUUUUUCCUUUCCAGAUCGUGACAGUAUGUUCUAAUUGUACUGUAUUUUUAUCCCAGAAUGAUUAUUGGCCCAUGUCACGGGAUUAUGUGUGAACCUUGCAAUCAAGUGUAUUAUUUUCCAAUACCAUUUAUAGAUAGGAUUUCUGAAUAUCCAAAGCACAUCAUGUAUUCAGCUAAUCUGAAAUUUCCUCCAGGUUAGUCAGUAUGACAGGCUCUUCGUUAAUAUAUGCUAACUCAGUUAUAACUUGUAACACGGCUUAAUCUAUCUAAUAAAUGCGGUAUUCCCCCCUCACACCCUGCAUAAUUCAUGUAAAAACUGAUAAGCUUUUGUUUUCUAAUCUAAAGGUGUGAUUCUUUAACCUGGGUAACCUUGGAAAAUAAUGACUAAGGUAGCUGCCGUUUUCAUGAGUGACAUAUUUAUAUGAGGAUGUAUAUCCUUGAGAUGAAUGUCCUUGACUGGACACGCCAAUAUGCCAUUUUGGUCAUUGAAAACUGUUCUGUAUGGCCAAGGUAUUUUGAAAAGACAGUAUCUGAAAAAUGUUCUCUCCUUGUACUGUUGUAAUCAUUUUUUGUAUGUGUCAUUUAAAGUCUUUUCAAUGAGUAAAUAAGACUAUUUUAUUCA